Messenger RNA from Poecilia latipinna (sailfin molly), 2706 nucleotides. RefSeq names its product WD repeat-containing protein 20-like. Gene Ontology annotation, molecular function: protein binding. The record is from RefSeq and is a predicted model, not a curated record. Bases 406 to 2052 code for a protein of 548 amino acids. The transcript is spliced from 4 exons. Lineage: Eukaryota; Metazoa; Chordata; Actinopteri; Cyprinodontiformes; Poeciliidae.
ACAGUACGUUUUGAAACAAUAAAAAAAAGAGAUAUAGGCAAUGAUUUUGCUUUUGGAGACAGCUGGCCUGACAGAUUGUCCAGUUCAACCCUGCAACUCAAUCUAAAAACCACGUGCUUAUACUUCUCAUUCCAAUUUCUACACUUUGUAAUCACAUGUGAAUGUGUAGACGUGUUUUUAAUCAUUCAGUUUUCUAAUAAGUGUUUGAUUUCGCUCAUAAUUAAUUUCGUCCAUGAUGCACAAAUGACUCGACAAGAGCACGUGGUUUCCAGUGCUAAUUCCAGGAAGAGCAGCGGCGCCCCCUGCAGGAUUCGUGGCAGAAAUGCGACGUUCUAGAAGCUACCAAAGAUGCAAGGAGUCCAGCAGCCUCCACGAUCGAAAAGCCCCUCCUUCUAAUCACAAUGGAUGACAUCCCAAAGCCAAACUGCUGCCGAUCUCAGUAAACCAGUAGACAAGAGGAUAUACAAAGGCACGCAGCCGACAUGCCACGACUUCAACCCCCUUACAGCGACAGCAGAGAGCGUCUCCCUGUUGGUGGGCUUCUCAGCCGGUCAGGUUCAGCUCAUCGACCCGAUCAAGAAGGAAACCAGCAAACUCUUCAAUGAGGAGAGACUCAUCGACAAGUCGAGAGUAACGUGCGUACGAUGGGUUCCUGGUUCAGAGAGCCUAUUCCUGGUGGCUCACUCCAGCGGCAGCAUGUACCUGUACAACGUGGAAAACACCUGUGGCACCACCGCCCCUCACUACCAGCUCCUCAAGCAGGGGGACAACUAUGCCGUACACACUUGCAAGAGCAAGUCGGCCCGUAACCCCCUGCUGCGCUGGACGGUCGGCGAAGGGGCGCUGAAUGAGUUUGCCUUUUCUCCGGAUGGCAAGUUUCUGGCUUGUGCGAGCCAGGAUGGCUUCCUCCGAGUGUUUGGCUUCGACGCCGCAGAGCUCCACGGAACAAUGAAGAGCUACUUCGGUGGCUUGCUGUGUGUGUGCUGGAGCCCCGACGGGCGGUAUAUCGUGGCGGGAGGGGAGGAUGACCUGGUGACCGUGUGGUCGUUCUCGGACUGCAGAGUGAUCGCGCGGGGCCAAGGUCACAAGUCGUGGGUGAGUGUGGUGGCAUUUGACCACUGCACCACUAGCGUCGAGGACGGUGAGCUGCCUGCCGAGUUCAGCGGGAGUGAUGAGGACUUUCACGAGCAGAUUCACAUCGGGGCAGGCAGAGAGAGGGCCAACAGCUCCCACUCUAGGCUUUCUAAGAGAAACUCUACGGAAAGCAGGCCGGUCAGCGUGACGUACAGAUUUGGCUCAGUGGGGCAGGAUACUCAGCUGUGUCUGUGGGAUCUUACAGAGGACAUCCUUUUCCCCCACCUCCCCUUGUCUCGCACAAGAACUCACACUAACGUGAUGAGUGCCACAAGCCCUACAGCCACUGGACAGACAGUUACCACUGUAUCCAUCACCUCCACCACCAAUUCCAGCGGCACCAAUAUUAAAGACAAUGUGAGCAAUAGUAGCGCCACUGGCAACCCGGCUAACUCCCUCCCCGACUCGCUGCCCCGCUCCAACAGCCUCCCUCAGGCCACCAACCCAGCCGGAGGCAGCACCCCAAACAGCCACACGGGGAGUAGCUGCAGCAGCAACAGCAGUAAGGGCAACAGCAUCAUCGACAGCUCCUUCAUCGCCAACAAGUUCGCAACGCUGUCUCUGCACGACUCGCGGAAGGAGCGCCACGAGAAGGACCACAAGCGAAACCACAGCAUGGGCCACAUCAGCAGCAAGAGUAGCGACAAGCUCAACCAGCUCAGCUCCUCGCGGACGGCGAAAGCCGAGGCAGCCAAGACUCUGGGCACGAUGCUGUGCCCGCGCAUGGAGGAGGUUCCCCUGUUGGAGCCGCUGGUGUGCAAGAAGAUUGCCCACGAGAGACUCACUGUGUUAAUCUUUCUGGAGGACUGUCUGGUUACAGCUUGUCAGGAGGGUUUCAUUUGCACAUGGGCAAGGCCUGGUAAAGUGGGAUUGUCUCAAAACAACCCAGCCAACUCUCCCAGUGGAACAGUAGUAUAGACACGUUGCCGGUGCUGCUGGCCGAUCCAUGCAACCGUGAUGUGGAUGUCCAAGCCCAGUGUGUGGCCCUUCUCACACUGUCGCACGGCUAUUGACCUUCUGUUUCUGUGUCAUAUUCAUUACUACUGCUACCCCAGAGUUGCCACCCCCCUCCUCUUGUUAAGGAAUCUGAUGUUGGUUGGGGUUCGAAGGGUUUUUAUUGAUAGUUAAAAAGUGUGUGACUGGAUCAUUGUUACAUCUUUGGUUAUAUCAAAUUGUCUAGUCUGAAACUAACAAACUCUAAUACCCAAUCUCUUGUGCCUAUAGAUGUUCAAAGACUAGACACAGUGACGUGAUGAUGCCUCAACCCAACCUUUACAUAUGGGUUUAGUUCGGUGACUUGUUUGUUUUGAUGUACCCCAAAAUAAAAGGGAAUAAGAUCACUUUGAGGCGGCUGCAGCAUAUCCCUGAAACUAUUUCUCGUUCUUCCCUUAGAAAUAUUAAAAUCCGAGGUAUCACACCGAGUGAGUUUUGCACACAUUUCCCUUCCUUUCGUACUCGUUCAAUAACAACCCCCUUGCCCACCGUUUUGAAUUUGUGACGGCAGAACGCAAGCGUAACUUUUCACAUCUCUUUUUGAAGCACUUGGAUGAAGAAAAAAAACAAACAAAAAAA